AUGCAAGUCCACGUGAAGAAAAGGAUGAGCAAGGAGGAGAGAUUGGCAUUAGUUAGAGCAGGGACGGAGGACAGAGGGAAGUACCAGAGCUGCUAUAAAACAGAAGAAGAUCAAAAGCUUAGAAUCCAUGGCAUCUCCCUUUUUCCUAACAAUUGCUAG
Molecule: messenger RNA, 159 nt
Organism: Prunus armeniaca (apricot)
Lineage: Eukaryota; Viridiplantae; Streptophyta; Magnoliopsida; Rosales; Rosaceae
Source: the annotation of a GenBank genome assembly